This is a messenger RNA of Lactuca virosa, 1312 nucleotides long. The record is from the annotation of a GenBank genome assembly. NCBI's taxonomy places the organism in Eukaryota, Viridiplantae, Streptophyta, Magnoliopsida, Asterales, Asteraceae.
UAUUUUUCUUUUGAAACGAUAACCAUGAAACAAAAUUAUUAAAGUGGCAUUGAAUUAAUGAUGUAUACUCUCUUUAGUCUUUAUAAAUAAAGCUUAACCAGAAGGGAAAUUAAAAAGCCAGAAUUCAAAGCAAAAAGAUAACCGAAGAAAAUGUCGACGAUCAUUGUUCCAGCACAUGCUACCUCCAUCACCGACGACGUUGAACAGCUCCAUAAAGCCUUCUCAGGAUGGGGAACCAACGAGAAAUUGAUAAUCUCAAUUUUAGCCCACCGAGAUGCUGAACAACGCAAACAAAUCCGCGAAACUUAUUCUGCAACCCACAACGAAGAUCUCCUCAAAUCACUCGACAAAGAACUCUCAAAUGACUUUGAGAAACUUGUUCUUCUUUGGAUACUUAGUCCUCCAGAACGUGAUGCGUAUUUAGUCAACGAAGCUACAAAAAGAUGGACAAAAAGCAAUCAAGUCGUUGUGGAAGUAGUUUGCACAAGAUCCUCACAUGAUCUCCUUCUCGCAAAGCAAGCUUACCAUGCUCGCUAUAAGAAAUCCAUGGAAGAAGAUAUCGCCUAUCUCACAAAGGGAGACUUCCGUAAGCUGUUGUUGCCUCUAGUGGCUACAUGUCGUUAUGAAGGAAGCGAAGUGAACAUGACACUUGCGAAAACCGAAGCCAAAUUGCUCCAUGAGAAACUCGAUGACAAAUGUUACAACGAUGAUGACCUCAUCAGAAUCCUCACCACAAGAAGCAAAUUUCAGAUCAACGCAACACUCAACCAAUACAAAAAUAUAUAUGGAGAAGAUAUCAUAAAGGAAUUGGAAGAGGAUUCAAAAGACGAAUACAUUUCAUUGCUAAGGGCAACGUUGGAGUGUUUGACAUACCCUGAGAAGUACUUUGAGAGGGUGCUAAGGCUAGCGAUUAACAAAACAGGAACAGAUGAGGGUGCACUCACACGUGUUGUUGCCACACGUGCUGAAGUUGACAUGAAGGUUAUAAAGGAGGAGUAUUUGAAGAGGAACAGUGUGCCUUUGGAUAAGGCUAUUGCGAAGGAUACUAGAGGUGAUUAUGAGGAUAUGCUUCUUGCUCUCAUUGGUUGUGUUGAUGAGUAGAAGAAAGGAGACCCUGGUUUUAUUUGGUAUGUUUUGAUUUGAGGCGGUUUCUGUGAGAUCGUUAUAUGUGGUUUGUGUGUGUUUUUGUGGUUUAUGUGGAGUUUCAGUAUAAUAAAUUAUUAAUAAACUCGGACGUCUUCUUCCUGUAUCGAGUUUUAUGUGCGCAUUUUUGAUGUAUUUUUUGUCAAAUUUGCAAGAUAUGAAAUUUGGA